This is a messenger RNA of Durio zibethinus, 1662 nucleotides long. Its product is annotated as patatin-like protein 2. Gene Ontology annotation, molecular function: glycerophospholipase activity; monoacylglycerol lipase activity. Lineage: Eukaryota; Viridiplantae; Streptophyta; Magnoliopsida; Malvales; Malvaceae. The record is from RefSeq and is a predicted model, not a curated record. Gene Ontology annotation, biological process: lipid metabolic process.
UCAAAUUUGAUACAAUUUUCCCCAUAUUUCACUGUCACAAUUAGUACUAAGGAGGAGAUGAAUGUGUCUAUAAAUACCAAAGUAUGUUUGAUCGAUCAACAAACAAGUCCUAAAACUCAACUUCCAAAGCUCUUUAUUUACUUAAAGCUUCCCUCUCUCUGUAUACUAGCUAGUAUAUAAAACUUAUACCACUUUGCACAACUGUCCAUAGCAUAUAUGGAAGGAGCAAAGAAAUGUUUACAACCUCCAGCUUAUGGAGACUUGAUCACCAUCCUCAGUAUUGACGGGGGUGGAAUAAGAGGGGUCAUCCCCGGGACCAUCCUUGGUUUCCUUGAAUCCGAACUUCAGAAACUGGAUGGUGAGGAUGCAAGACUCGCAGACUAUUUUGAUGUGAUUGCAGGGACUAGCACAGGUGGCCUGGUGACAGCCAUGCUGACUUGUCCAAAUGAAAUGAACCGACCUCUGUUUGCUGCCAAAGAUAUAAAAGACUUUUACCUAAAUAACUGCCCUAAAAUCUUCCCUCAACCAGGAUGUCCAUUGUUUGCUCAAACAACGAAAGUUAUCAAAGCUCUAUCCGGGCCAAAAUAUGAUGGGAAGUUUCUACAUAGCCUUGUUAAAGAAAAACUAGGAGAUACAAAAUUGCACCAGACAUUAACUAACGUUGUUAUCCCAACAUUUGACAUCAAGCAUCUCCAGCCAACCAUCUUUUCGAGCUAUCAGGAGAAGAGUGAACCUACUUUAGAUGCCUUACUAUCGGACAUAUGCAUUGGAACCUCAGCUGCACCAACCUAUCUCCCUGCCCGUUACUUCAAAACCGAAGAUAAGAAUGGGAAAGUGAGAGAAUAUAACCUCAUAGACGGUGGUGUGGCUGCAAAUAACCCGACUUUAGUCGCAAUGGGCGAAGUGACGAAGGCGAUCAUUAAGGGAAACGCUGAUUUCUUUCCAAUUAAGCCCAUGGACUAUGGAAGAUUUCUGGUUAUCUCUUUGGGGACUGGCUCUCGAAAAGCUGAAGAGAAAUAUAGUGCAAAACAGGCAGCGGAAUGGGGUUUGUUAGGUUGGUUAACCAGCGGCGGUUCCACCCCCUUAGUUGAUGUAUUUACUCAGGCCAGUGGAGACAUGGUCGACCUCCAUCUUUCUGUAGUAUUUGAAGCCCUUCACUCUGACAAAUACCUCCGUAUUGAGGAUGACACAUUAAGUGGGGAUGUAUCUUCCGUCGAUGUAGCGACUAAGAAGAAUUUGGAUGAACUGGUGAAAGUUGGUGAAGGACUGUUAAAGAAGCCAGUUUCUAGAGUUAAUUUGGCAACCGGUAUCUUUGAGCCUUUCACUCAAGAAACUAAUGAAGAAGCUCUUAAAAGGUUUGCAACAUUACUGUCCCAAGAGAGGCAUCGUCGGCAAUCUAGGUCACCCCUAGGGAAAGCUCAUGAAGAACAUCAAAAUGGUGUUAAGGAUUAGUGAUUUUCCCUAAUUGCUGCUAGAGAAUACGUCAAUAAGCUCUUGGAGCACAAAUAGUUCAACUUUAUGGUUCUUUAUUCAAAUUUUAUUAGCUUUAAUAAGUCCCAAAUUGGAUAACAAAUGAGAAGUAAUAUAUGGGAUUUUUAUCAUUUGCUUUGGAUUGUAAGUGUUUCAUCAAUAAUAAUUCCUAAUUUCCUUAAUUUUUUUUGG